This is a messenger RNA of Magnolia sinica, 468 nucleotides long. RefSeq names its product DNA (cytosine-5)-methyltransferase 1A-like. The transcript has 2 exons. Bases 175 to 468 code for a protein of 97 amino acids. Lineage: Eukaryota; Viridiplantae; Streptophyta; Magnoliopsida; Magnoliales; Magnoliaceae. Gene Ontology annotation, cellular component: nucleus. The record is from RefSeq and is a predicted model, not a curated record.
GGAAUGCAUUUAAAUUGUAAAUAAGCAUUUCAUUUAUGUUGAUUAAAUGUAAUGGUAAUUGUAUUCAAUAAUGUUUUUUCACAUUUCAUUUAUUUCCAAAUGCUUCUUUUUCUAAGUCUUUAUAUGGAUUGUGAAGGAGGGAAGUGAAGAUUUCACCUGGCACAGAUAUUCCUAAUGCCGACUCAGGUGAAAUUUGGUGUUCUAGAGGCUGGAGCCUUUGGUGUUUCUCAGUCUAGGAAACGAGCAUUCAUAUGGGCAACUUCUCCAGAAGAGACACUCCCAGAGUGGCCAGAGCCAAUGCACGUCUUUGCAGGCCCAGAACUGAAAAUCACAUUACCAAGGGAUGUACAGUAUGCUGCCAUCAGGAGUACAGCUGGAGGGGCACCCUUCCGUGUAAUAACUGUGAGAGAUAUAAUUGGAGAUCUCCCAUCUGUUGGAAAUGGAGCAUCUAAAACGGAGUGGAUGUGA